GGCUACUCGACUCGACUCGACACCGCCAUCCUCUCAAAAAAAAAAAAAAGACUCGACGCCGCCACGGCGGCCAGCGCCGCUCGCUAGUCCGCCGCCGCCGGCCACCCAGUCGCUGCCCGAACUUUUACCCCCAUCCCUCGCUCGUACUUCCCGCAGUCCCGUACCCAUCUCCCCCAGGCGCCUCUGCUGCUCUCCCCGAUUUGCCCACCGCCGGCGCCGUUGAAGGAGGAGCCAGCCGUCGCCUGCCGGUACCCCCCACCACCGCUUGAAUCCGGGAUAAAGAAGGACCAUGGAUUUCGCUGCUUACAGUAUCAGGGGCCCUCUCAAGCUUGCAGUCGGUCAUGAUCCAUAUGCGCUGUCUAAUAAUCACCUCUGCUGCGGCUGGAGGCCUCCGGCAUCUUGCGCUGUUUCUCGGGUGUCGAGUAGUAAUAUCCCCAGUAAUGUUGUACGACAUGUUGUCCGUGAUUCUCCUCACUUGAUUGCUCUGAAUUCAGAAAGACUGCGCUCAAGCUUGAAAGCUUCAGUGUUGGAUGGUAGCAUCGUUGCAGAAGAUAAGAUAACUGUACUCGUCAUUGGUGGUGGAGGAAGGGAGCAUGCGCUUUGUUAUGCUUUGAACCGUUUGCCUUCUUGUGUAUCUGUUUUAUGUGCCCCUGGUAAUGUUGGUAUUGCUCAAUCCGGAGAUGCGACCUGUGUAUCGGACUUGGACAUCUCCAGUAGUGACGCUGUUAUAUCGUUCUGCCACAAGAGGGCAGUGGGAAUGGUGGUAGUGGGCCCUGAUGCUCCUCUUGUUGCGUGUCUUGCAAAUGACCUUGUCAAAGCUGGGAUACCAACCUUUGGUCCUUCAUCAGAGACUGCAGCACUAGAAGGAUCAAAAGACUUCAUGAAGAAGCUGUGUGAUAAGUAUAAUAUCCCAACUGCUAAGUAUCGCACAUUCAUGGAUCCUGUGGAAGCUAAACAAUAUGUCAAGGAUCAAGGGGCCCCUAUUGUUAUCAAAGCUGAUGGACUGGCUGCUGGAAAGGGCGUCGUCGUUGCUAUGAGUUUGGAUGAGGCAUUCGAAGCAAUAGACUGUAUGCUGGUUGAAGGGUCAUUUGGUUCUGCUGGUUCACAGGUCAUCAUCGAAGAGUAUCUAGAGGGUGAAGAAGCCUCUUUCUUUGCAUUGGUAGAUGGUGAAAAUGCUUUGCCACUUGAAUCAGCACAGGAUCAUAAAAGAGUUGGUGAUGGUGAUGUUGGUCCAAACACGGGUGGUAUGGGUGCAGACUCGCCUGCACCAAUAGUGACAGAAGAGCUUAAGCGCAUGGUCAUGGAAAGUAUAAUCAUCCCAACUGUUAAAGGUAUGGCAGCUGAAGGACGCAGGUUUGUUGGUGUAUUAUAUGCUGGGCUUAUGAUAGAGAAGAAAUCUGGGCUGCCUAAGCUUAUUGAAUACAAUGUGCGAUUUGGGGAUCCUGAAUGCCAGGUGUUUCGGGCCGGGCCGGGCUUUAGGUUUGACCGUCGGGCUUUUACGAAGCCCGGCCCGGGGUUUGCCCAGGUUCUGAUGAUGCGAUUAGAAUCCUAUCUCGCACAGGUUCUGCUAUCUGCAUGCAAAGGAGAAUUAGGCAAGGUUUCGAUAACCUGGUCGCCUGAAAUUGCAAUGGUGGUUGUGAUGGCAAGUGAAGGAUACCCCGGCUCUUACAAGAAGGGGACUGUAAUAAAAAAUAUGGACAAUGCUGAGCAGGUUUCUCCAGCUGUUAAGAUAUUCCAUGCUGGAACAGCUUUGGAUGGAGACGGCAACCUUGUGGCUGUUGGAGGCCGAGUUCUCGGUGUCACUGCAAAGAGCAAGGACAUCGAAGAAGCAAGGGCAAGAGCAUACGAUGCAGCAGAUGCUAUUGACUGGCCAGAAGGAUUCUUCAGGCGUGAUAUCGGUUGGAGGGCUCUGAAACACGAGCAGAUGGCUAACUGCUGAUGAGGUAUUCCUGAAGCACCGAAAUUACGGCAAGCUUUUAGUGCCAAGUGAAAUAAAGAGAUAAAAGUCUAACCGCAGUUCCGAAGCAUAACUGUUACAACAGUAGCAUGUUCAAAUUUGAGCAUACUUUGAGCAUGCCAUGGCUGUUAACCUUCUUGUAGCUGUCUUAUGUUUUUCUGAAGGCAAAGUAUCUAACUCUUGAGGUUGAGGUGCAAUCGCGCAAUCAACUAUUCAGAUGAACAUUACCAUAUGAACUCUGAACCGUUCCUUAUCCUCAAAUCAACUAUUCUGAUGAACAUUAUCAUGUGCCCAUUGCUAUUUCGAGUCAA
Messenger RNA from Brachypodium distachyon (stiff brome), 2268 nucleotides. Its product is annotated as phosphoribosylamine--glycine ligase. The record is from RefSeq and is a predicted model, not a curated record. Lineage: Eukaryota; Viridiplantae; Streptophyta; Magnoliopsida; Poales; Poaceae. Gene Ontology annotation, biological process: purine nucleobase biosynthetic process. The transcript has 6 exons. The coding region runs from base 290 to 1939 and encodes 549 amino acids. Gene Ontology annotation, molecular function: ATP binding; phosphoribosylamine-glycine ligase activity; metal ion binding.